Molecule: messenger RNA, 5820 nt
Organism: Drosophila pseudoobscura
Lineage: Eukaryota; Metazoa; Arthropoda; Insecta; Diptera; Drosophilidae
Exons: 5
Coding region: 274-5565 (1763 amino acids)
Source: RefSeq, a predicted model, not a curated record
UAUCACGGUAUCACAAAGUAAUCACAAAAUAAUUUGUUGCUGCCAAUUUUAUAAAAUUUUAAAAAUAUGUGCGUUGCUAUACGCACAAAAAUUUCCUAACAAGGCAGACCUCGACAAUCAUGUUGUGCAGCCAUAAGGAGUUCAGGCUUUAUACAGUACGCAGCAUUGAGCACAGUUUUUAAAAUUUCACGUGUAAUUUCCAAAAAAAAUCUUCCACAAUUGCUCCCAUUAUUCAAUAUUUGUAACUUGAAUCGAUUUGGUGUGGAUAAUACAAUGUCGAAGAGGGACAGAGCCUAUGCGCAGGCAGAAGAUCGGUGGCUCAGCGUCGUAUUGUCGACCAGUGGCAUAGUGGAACGACCAGGCCCACUGGGCGAGGAAGUGGACAAUGAAGAACGAGCGCAUUUUAGCCGGGAACAGACCGCGAAUGAGCAGCAGCUACUGGAUCCCGCGGUGGACAGCCUGCUGCACGUCAUCUCCGACGAUUCGGAGAUAUGCAGUCUCAUAUCGAGCAGCGAUGGCACCGACUUCCAGGGCUGGCCUGAUCAGGACGAACCCUCUACAGUGGAGGCCGUAGAACCACAACUAGUCUACGGACUCUGUCGCACAAUGCAAUCACAGGCCGAAGAUCUACAAUCUGCAUCAUACUCGGCCUAUACGCCACCCAAGCGUCCGCGAAUGAGCGACGAAAUAAUCGAGAUCAAUGAUUCUCCAGAGGCAGCCACAGACUCCGGCGUGGUCUUUAUGCAAUCGGUUUCCACAAAUCCCGGGGUUUUGCUCACCAACGGCAGCCUUGUCGAGUCUCAUCUGACAGAAGUGUUUGAGAUCCUUCCGCACACCGAGGAGCAAGCUCUCCAAAUGGUUGACCCGAACGUCGAGCAGUGUGUUGUCUACGAAGACGUGGACGGCGAAAUCGUCCUGACCGAAGAGCACUGCUGCGAAAUAAUAGUCUCGACACAGAACGAGCAGGAGCUCCCCAGGGCCUUCCUUAUGUCCGGCCACGGAGCUCUGCUCCGCCAUAAUCUGAAUGGCUCGGGAUACAUCGAUGGCGUGGCAGGAGAUGAGGAUGAGGAAGAGACGCGUAUGGAGGCCGGCAACAAUGUUUAUCUCAGCGAUGCGGCUCUGGACCAGCCGGUGGUCCAUCACCAUGAGCUUGUCGAAGAAGAUGAAGUCGAGGACGAGGAGGCGCAUAACGACAAUGAUAAUGAGAAUGCUAACUUUGUCGACGACAGUCCGCUGGAAGAAGAGCGCCCCGACAUCUGUCAGGUGUACGACCACGAGUUGGAAGACCACGACAAUGAGGUGGAUGAAGAGGAUGAGAUCCAGCAGGGGCACCAUCAUCAUCAUCAGCUACAUUUGGGGCAGGAGCUUCCCCUGGAGCAUGUCCCAGAGAUGGACACAGAGCAGUCCCAGCAGCCCAUUGUAAUUAGUGACAUAGAGGAGGAGGAGCAGCCUGAGCCUGAGCCCGAGGCUGAACACAGCAGCCCCACACAGUUUCCCAAUAGCUCCUCGUCCACGCCCAAUGGCAGCGACAACUACCACUAUGAUGACGAUCUGGGCGACGACGAUCGGCCAAGGAAAAUGCAUCCGGCAAAGCGCAAGUAUCCUCUGCUGAAGAACACCCUUUUCUCGGAGGGCAUGGACCGGCGGCUGGCCACCAUCUGCCAAGCCCAGCCGCAGAUGAGUCUCAGCGAGAAGGUUGAGACCUGGGAGACGGCCACCACCCAUGACUGUGAGGCGGUCGAGGACGUGGAGAACUUCCAGGCCACCUUUGAGCAGCACGAGGCGUCUAAGGACCACAAACAGGAAACUUUCAUCGAGUUCCGCGAGACACUGGCUCGCAAUAUGGAAAAGAUCAGCCGCCAACUUAUGCAGAGUCCAGACGAAUCGCCAGCGGACCAGGCCAUUCAGCGACGCCAGCUAAAUGUGCUGCCCACAGAGGAUACCAUUAUUCUGGACGAUGACGAGGACGAUUGCUACGAGGUGGGCAGGGACAAUCCAUCUGUGAUCACACUCACGCCGGAGGAUGAAUUGCCGGCACUCAACUUGCAGGAGGAACAGCAGCAGGAAGAUUUCAAAAUGGCCCCGGACAUGAAAACAAUUCAAACGCAGACAUCGGUGCAGAGACUGGCCACAAAAGAGACUUCCACUGCAGAUCUGGCACCGCUGGCUGUGGCGUCGGUAUCCACUGCCUCCGCAGAAUCUGCAGCGGCAGCAGGGGCUUCCGAAGUACAGGGAAUGAAUGCCAUGCCUGUUGCCAUGAUUUCCACGGAAACUGAAAGUGAUUGUAAGCUGGCGAAUGUUGUCUUUGGCAUGAUGCGAAAGGGUGGUAAAAAACGGCAACAGAUGCUACUGCUGGAGCAGCAUCAGCAAAAGCAUCCUCGCUAUCAGGAGCAGCAUCCCCAUCCCACAUCGGAUGUGUCCCACAGCAUGAGGACUGAACAGAAUGAUGCCGCCUUUGGCGAUUGUCCCAACGAUGCCAUGUUCUACGAGCAGCAGGAGUUCUGCAACUAUCUGGGACUCACGGAAAUGUCCACGGCCCAUGCAGUGGCCACAGCAAUGCGGGAGCUGGCCAACAGCACGAUGGCUCGACGCUCCCUCAGAGUGCGGACGCAGGAGCAGCUGGACAGGAUGCGGACCGAUGUGCGCGGCAGGCGAAAGGUGAGAAAGCAGCACAGUGAGCAGAGCACAGAAGGACAAGCCGCCGCUGCAGCCACUGAAGAGCAACGUCAGUCCACCCAAACGUACGACCAAUACUAUGAGGCACAGGGCGAUCGGCCAAUAGCCUCGGAGGACGAGGCGGAGGAUGGAGAUGCUGACAAUAGCUGCUCAAAGUCUGAAUUGGUGGAGGCGGCCUUUGCUCAGGUCCAUGCCGCUGCCACACCCACCCAGGGCCAGUUGCCGGAGACCGUGCAGCAGCAGAAACAGGAGGAUAACAGAUGCUCCAAGUCUGAACUGGUAGAGGCGGCCUUCGCCAAAGUCUAUGCUGCUGCCGCCCCGGCUCGUGAAGAUCUGCUGGAGAGCAUGCAGAAGCGCCUGCGACAGGCGCGUGAGACAAAGCCAUCCAUCUACAUUGUCCAAUCAAUGAGUAAUGCUCCGCCAGUGUCGCUGCCAGUGGAACUACCAGAGGCACUACCAGGGCCGCGUACGCGAACGCCUUCUCCCACCCGCCACGUCGAGACUGCAAACUACGGCGGUCCGCGUCCCUCUCUGGAGAGCUCCAGCCCAUACAGAUCCCAGACGAAACACAAUCGAAGGCCGACCAAAACCCAAGCGCAAGCCUCCAAGUCUCCCCGAAAGAGCCAGGCGGAAAGCAGGAAGCCAAGAGCUUCGGUGGGUGCAUCGUCCCCUACUAAAGCUGUCCGGGACCUGGUCACACGCUCCACCACGCACAUGAACUCGAAGCUGCUGCGCAAUCGAAAGGUCAGCCUUUUGAAGAGCUAUGCCCUCUCGGAUGCGGAUGCGGGCAGGGGCAAACGUCUGAGCGGCGGCAAUGCCAGAGGAACAUCAGCCAAGAAGUCGGCCAAAGGCGCGAAAAAACUAACAGCGGAGGCCGCGGAGGCUCUGGAGAAGAUGUCGCCCGAACAGCAUCGUCUCAAGCAGCAGCAAACGGCUGUUUCUCCACCGAAAUCUCCCACAAAGACGUCAGGAAAGGGCGCUAACGCUUUGCUGGGAGAUGCUGGAGGUAAACUCCCAAAGAGCCACAGGCGUGCGCGAGCCCACACUAUGCCUGGGCCUGGAGCAUCUGUUCCAAAAUCAGCGUUUAAACCUUUUCCUGUUGACCAGUUUCCCAGUUCUCUCCAUGUUCCUGCUGAUCCUCCUCAUAUCAAGGCCUUGGUGGAGGGUUCCCAAAAGUUUUUAGAAAAACAUGCACGUACUUCCCCAGCUAAAGACCUUGUAGAUGAAUAUUCGUUCAGUGUUCGCAUGUGUGCUAGACAACAGGAGCCACUGUUGGAUCAGCAGAUCCAGCUGCAGCAGCAUUUCAUGCAGGAUUACCCUCCCUAUAGCCAAUAUACAAAUAGUUCAAGCUAUUCCCAUGCUCAUGGCCAGUAUGCACCUUUGGCCAAGCCCGUCCUGGUCUUACCGCCACUCAGCAGAACAGAAGCCGGACACAAGGCGAGUGAGCAGGAUCUACAUUUCUCGCGUCGUCGGCCUUCGCAGCAAGCUGAAAAAGCUGGGGUUGCUGGGUCAUAUAUGGAUAUCAAUCAUACCCUUCCACCAGGGGGCAUGCUCCGACUCAGCGAUGGAUCUCGUAUGCUAAGCAACCCGCUGGCGGGCAAACACGGCAAGGUGUUGUACAUCUACUAUGAGCUGGACCAGCUGAUAGUCCUGCAGGAGCACCGCGUCAGCUUCUGGAAGUACUCGAAGGUCUUCAAUGUCUUGCACAAGCCACACACGCCGUACUCCACAUCGGCAUCGGAGAAUAGAGCCGCGAGCCACUCCGCACUUCCAGGCCAAGACGAACCGAAAGUCACAGAAUCUGAGCACUCCCAUACAUAUGAGGACUUUGAACGAGGCCCGCGUUGGGUGAAUCUGGGAAAACUGAGGCGCAUCACAAAUGACAACGAGAUCUUUGCACCGUUUGGGAACAGACUGUGCGUGCACAACUCAACGCCUGUGUACCUGGAGAUGCGCUGCCAUCCGCUGGACCACCACAAGCGAGAAGUAACGCUGACGUCGCUGUAUGUGAACGUUUACUACUACUGCGAGGAGGAGUUGCGCCCCAAGAUGCAUUCUGUGCAUCUGGAUGCGGUUAGCUGUGACGGGUCCCAUGUGAUUUUCACAAGCAUUGCAGAGUCUCGGUACUUUGUGAUGGCCUGGCAGCAGGAGGUGGUGAUGGGUAAGCCACGCUCGGGCAUCUGUAAGUACUCGCUGACCCCCACGCUGGACACGCUGGCCUCAAUACGCGAGUUCAAGCAGCUGCGGCACGAACUGAAGCACAUUGAGUGCCUGACGGAGGAUCGCCUAAUUGGAUAUGGACUGACGCGCAUCACGAUCUGGGACCAUCGCAGCGGGGACACGCUGAUGAACUACGACCUGGGCUGCCCGCUGGGUCACAGUCUGGCCGCCAUGCAUUAUCCCAGCUUCGACAUGGACCAGAGCAGCAUGCUGGUCCUCUAUCAGCACAUCGAGUCGCAGCAGUCGGACAAGCCCUCCGAGAUGCACGUGAUUGCCUGCGAGCUGUCGCAUGCGACGCCCUCGCAUCGUCUGCUUCAGGUGCACCGCCUGCCAACGCCUCAGUUUAAUGAGCACAUACAGGCCGUCAACACCGGGGAUCACCUCAUCAUCAAGGCCGCCACAGGCGAAGAGAUUUGGAUAAGUUCCGCCGAUCCCAGGCAGUUGACGUACGUGGCACCGCAGGGCAAUGGUUCGCAGCGGUUCUAUGCGCGCCACAAGUCUCAGGUUAUCGAAAUGGCGCCGCGCACCCUCACCGUGGACAGCAUCGCCAAUCACAUGCUACAACUGGCCGUUCAGCAGCAGCAACAGAUGAUGAACAGCAGCCAAUCGACCAUGCCUGAUUUUGCAACUUCCUCUGCUUCAAUCCAGUCCAUGCCCGUACCAGUAUGAACCGAAAGAGUGUCUCUUCUGCCCUUCGCCCAAGUUCUGUAUCAAUCCGCCUGUCCGUGUUCCUUGUGCGACUUGUGUCUCUCACCAGAUACGACGAUACGUUGAUGGCGUCUAAAUCUAAAUGUAAUAUUCAUAAAUCCCACACACGUGCACCCACACUCACUCGUACUUUUGUACAUCAAAUAUAUUGAAGGUAAUAUCGGAUACAGCCCUUGGGCGACGCUACACGUUUAUUAAAUUACCCCAAGCCCGGAA